Messenger RNA from Neospora caninum, 2208 nucleotides. RefSeq names its product putative AGC kinase. Gene Ontology annotation, biological process: protein phosphorylation. The transcript is spliced from 5 exons. Gene Ontology annotation, molecular function: protein kinase activity; ATP binding. NCBI's taxonomy places the organism in Eukaryota, Apicomplexa, Conoidasida, Eucoccidiorida, Sarcocystidae. The record is from RefSeq and is a predicted model, not a curated record. The coding region runs from base 1 to 2208 and encodes 735 amino acids.
AUGCAGCGCCGCAGGACGUUUUUCCGGUUCCCUUCUCUCUCUUCGAAGGCGUCGGCGGAGGCGUCCGACGCGCCGGGUGGGCAACCUGAGGUCGCGGCGAAACCUGAGAAUACACCCGAGCAAUCCGCUCCGGUCGACGGGUCGCCUUCUGCCCGCCGAGUGUCCGAAAACGCGUCGAGUCUCCCCAUUCUCGUCCCACCGGCGAGCCUCGAACCUUCGGGCCCUCCGGUCCCCCCCAACGGUGUACAUCCAGCUGGCGAGGCCGCAGAAGCCGUUCGAUGCACGGACACCAGCGAUGACUCCGCCUCCACGCGUCACGAGAAACCUUCAGAUCCGUCUCUACCCUCGCCCUCGCCGCACUGCUGUCUCGCGCCGCCUCCGUGUCCUUCUCCGCCCUCGCCUCUGACGUGUCUGACGCCCGUCUCCGGCGUUUCUUCCGUCGCGUGCGGCUCGCCUCAAGACGCGAGUUCCCGGCCUGGCGAAGACCUCGAGGACGCGCGGGGAAGAAGCGGCAUUCCUCACGUCUUGGAUCCAAUUGAAGAGGGGAAAGCCGUGGUUCUCGACGACGCGUCGCUCUCCGGAACGUCGCAGACGCCCGUCUUUCCAGGUCCGCCCAGUGAGCACCGCGACGCCGGAACAGCCGAGCACGACGCCAAGGUGUUGGGGAACUACCAAGUUCUCGGCGAGAUCGCGAUGAAGAAAAAAUCUUCCCUGUGGCUCUGCAAGCGCCGCGACGACGCGCAGCCUCGCGGAGACGCAGCGGCGCGAGAGCCGGCGCCUUCCGAGCUGUUUGCGAUCAAAGAGAUCCAGAAGGCUUCCGUGUUGACACAGAAACAGACUGAGCAUCUGUGGAACGAGAGGCAGCUGCUGGAGGAGAUCGCGUUUUUCCCCGAAGUCCAGUGCAGCGUCCACCGCCUCGUAGAGACCUUCAAAUCCGACGCCGCGCUCUUCUUCGUCUUCGAGGCUGUCCUCGGCGGACCCUUGCAUCGCCACAUCCGAUUCGAAGGCGGCUUCGGUGUCGACCGAGUCCGGUGGUACUCGGCCGAGCUCGUCCUGAUCCUCGAGGCGCUCCACAAACGCGGCAUUCUCUACCGAGAUCUCCAGGCGUCGAACGUCAUGCUGUCAGACGAUGGCCGAAUCAAACUCGUCGACUUUGGCCUCGCGAAAAACAUCGAACGCGACAUCCCACCCUGCGGCACACCCUCGCCUUCCUCGCCCUCUUCCUCUUCUCCUUUUCCUUCUUCUUCGCCCUCCUCUUCGCCUUUUCCUUCUUCUUCGCCCUCCUCUUCUCCUUUUCCUUCUUCUUCGCCCUCCUCUUCUCCUUUUCCUUCUUCUUCGCCCUCCUCUUCUCCUUUUCCUUCUUCGUCUUCUCCUUCGUCUCCCGCGCACGGUAGCCAGCUCGCGCGGACGUUUUCGUACUGCGGGACGCUGCAUGCUAUGGCCCCGGAGGUGAUUGCUGAGGGCAACCGCGCGACGGCGUGCGCGCAGGCUGCGGGUGCCUCGCCGAGAAAGGAUAAGAAGCGACACGCGUUUGGGCUGUUUGGAGAGGCCGCAACGACGGGAAGCGCCUCGCACGGCGCGCGUCGCGAGAAGGAGGGUUUCCUCUUCAAAUCGGCGUCUUCCUUCGCGCCGAUCGCAGGAAAAAGCAAACUUUUCCCGCGACUCGCGGAGCCGAGGUCGCGGUCGCGGAGCUCCGAGCCUAAACCGCGCGGCAACGAGGCUUCCAACGCCCCCGCCCGCGAAGACGCAAACCCCGCACGCACCGGCGGCUACUCCUUCCCUGCAGACUGGUGGUCUCUGGGAGUCGUCAUCUUCGAAAUGCUCUACAACACCGUUCCUUUCGGCUACCACGACUACGAGAACGAGCGAUCUCGGCCUAUAUGCGAGCUUGUGAAGAGUAGCCCCUCGACAGUCGCCUUCCCGCGGGACCGUCGGGUGCCCGAUGAGGCGAAGGACUUGAUUCUUCGUCUUCUCCAGGCGGAUCCCGAGAAGCGGCUCGGCCGCCAUGGCGCAGGGGAGGUGAAGAGACACGCCUUCUUUCGGACGAUCGACUGGGACGUGCUGGACAGCAUUCGCCAGGCGCCGACUGUCCCCCCGUCCCUCCGCCACUGCAUCCCCGAAGUCGAACGCGGCUUGGGAUUGAGGCCGUUCGUCGAAGGAAAGAAGGAAAAACAGAAAGCUGAAGGUGAUCCUUUUGCGGAUUUCUGA